AUGAAAGUAAAAGCAGAGUCCUGUGUCUUCUUUGUGGAUAAAAUGGCACCCGAGGAAGAGUAUGAAAUUGUCAGCAGACAUGCACCAAAACCUCAGAGGAGGCCUGCAGGAAAACUAAAUGGAAGCAGAGUUCUACUCACGGGGCACAAGCUGUUCGUUCAGAGGCAUAUUGGGGUUGUGGAUCUUGAAUACGUAGAGUCUGAUGAAAAGAUAUUCAACCUGCUUGUAUGUCUAACAAGGCUUCCUCCCUUCUAUAACUUUGUGCUGAACUUUAAAGAGAGAGGCCAGGACAUCGGAAGGUGCCAUAUAAUGGACAGGAUCUCCAGGAUUCUCGGCUUGAUGGUAGAAGGCAGAAGAGGCGAUGCAAGCGAUCUUUUGAUGGAGCCCGACUCGAAGAGGUACGAAGGCAUAUACUCGGAGCUUCUGAGGGCCAUCCACAAUGAACUCACCGAGUGGUACAACUUUGAGGAGGAUGUGUGGAGCACCAUGGACAAGGGCCAAGGCACCAAGACCAAGCCGCUUUACAGAGACUAUUCUCCGAUUGUAGAGAUGUUCCAAGGAAAGGUACUCUUCAAUCAGCAGGAGGCCUCGUUUGAAAAGGGUGACAUAUCUUUGAAGGGAUUCUCCAGUGUUCAAAGGGCCUUUGACUCCUGGCUGGAGAACGAAAAGAAGAUAACGAAGGUGCCAGCAGUCCUUGUGCUUGUUGUGAAGGAGCAAGGAAAUCUCAACCUACUGGGCAAUACAGGUAUAGACGUCGCGGGCCAUUCGUUUUCUCUUUACUCCUUCAUCACUGAAAGAGACACUGUGAGCUGCUGCUAUGUUAAGGACGGUGAUCACUGGUAUGGAUAUGAAAGUGACGGGGUAAGGGGCGUCUCAAGAAUGGAGGAGAUUCGUGGGCACCCGCUAAUGCUGUUCUAUGCGCGCAGCGGAUAA
Molecule: messenger RNA, 933 nt
Organism: Encephalitozoon cuniculi GB-M1
Lineage: Eukaryota; Fungi; Microsporidia; Unikaryonidae
Exons: 1
Coding region: 1-933 (310 amino acids)
Source: RefSeq, marked provisional